This is a messenger RNA of Solanum verrucosum, 714 nucleotides long. Its product is annotated as organelle RRM domain-containing protein 2, mitochondrial. The coding region runs from base 63 to 536 and encodes 157 amino acids. The record is from RefSeq and is a predicted model, not a curated record. Gene Ontology annotation, cellular component: mitochondrion. The transcript has 4 exons. Gene Ontology annotation, biological process: mitochondrial mRNA modification. Lineage: Eukaryota; Viridiplantae; Streptophyta; Magnoliopsida; Solanales; Solanaceae. Gene Ontology annotation, molecular function: RNA binding.
CAAAACUCCUUCUCUUCUAGAAAUCUCUGUAAAACCCCAGGGUCUAAGAAAUUUAGCCCCUUAUGGCCUUGCGAGCGGCGACGGCAACGGCAACGGCAACGGCAACGGCUGUGGCGCCGCGAGGUUUACGUGCUCUAUUAUCUACCUUUUCCUCAAGCUUUCCGUUCAAUACGCCUUCGAAGCAAGUUGAGAAGCCGCCACCAGCUGAACCAUCCACCAAUCUCUUCGUUUCUGGGCUUAGCAAACGUACUACCUCAGAAGGGCUUCGAGAAGCCUUUGUAAAACAUGGCGAAGUGGUCCAUGCCAGAGUUGUGACUGAUCGAGUAUCUGGUUAUUCUAAAGGUUUUGGGUUUGUUAGAUAUGCGACAUUGGAAGAUGCUGAAGCUGGUAUAAAGGGCAUGGAUGGCCAGUUUCUUGAUGGAUGGGUUAUCUUUGCCGAGUACGCAAGACCAAGACCACCACCUCCCUCAAUGCAGAACAAUAAUACAACACCUGGAUAUGGCAAUUACAAUUCAUCAUCAUAUGGCAGUCAGUGAACUGUGAACAAAGCGGCUUCCAUCUUACAAGGAGGGAUUUUUGGAUUAUGACACUUCAUUGGUGUAUACUAAACUUUCUCUCAUUUAAGGAUGUAAAAUUUCUGUCAUAGAUAAAACUUGGAUAUGAUAAUAUGUUUGAAGCUUAAUCUUUUAUGAAAAAGACUUGGUACUUUUCAUA